GAGGACGCGGUGUAUACAGCAGCGCCUGCGAUGGAGGUUUUCAUAGAGGAAGUAUCUUUUUUUUGUCUUAUAACCCCUCCUGCCUUCUGUCGAUAAAACACCUUGGGUGAGAGCACUGACCAGCUCGAAUUUAAUCCAGAACGAAAGAAAGAAAAGUUUGUUUUAAGCAAUGGCGAGUUUGCUGCGUCUACUGCUGAGCGUGGCUGAAAAGGCCGCCAAUGUGGCACGGGUGUGCAGACAGGAGGCACCGCUGUUCGAGUUGCUGGUGCAGGAGAAAACAGGAGCCGACAAAAACAAAAAGUUCAUCCAAGACUUCAAGACGCUCGCUGAUGUUGUGAUACAGGAAAUGAUCCGACAUGACGUCUGUGCACAGUUUCCAGAGUUGAACGGCUUCAUUUACGGAGAGGAAUCCAACAAAUUUGAGAAUGGACUCGGAGAGAGUGUGACCGUGACUGUUUGCGCCAACCAAGAGGACACGACAGCUUUGUUGAUCAAAGUGCUGGACGGAGACAAAACGGCUGCAUCGCUCCUGGCCGAAGCCAUCCAUCAGAAGCUGCAUCUAAAAGACGAUCGUGCUGAGAACCUGCAGGUUCCUCUAAAACCAGAUGAUUUGGCCAUCUGGAUUGACCCAAUUGAUGGCACAAGUCAGUAUAUUCAAGGGAAGGAGCAGGAGAUAUCAGACAACAAGAUUUGCCCCUCAGGACUUCCAUGUGCACUUGUUCUAAUCGGAGUUUACCUGCGCGCCACCGGAGAACCAGUAAUGGGGGUCAUAAAUCAGCCAUUUGCAUACAGAGAUUCAAAAAGCAAAAGAUGGAAAGGUCAGAACUUUUGGGGAGUUUCGUAUGGAGGGAUCAACACAUGUUCCUUCACGCCAUGUAAGCAGCCUGAUGAGAAAAUCCCAGGGUUCAUCUCGGUGGUUCUGAGCUCCAGUGAGAAGCAGGAGGUGAAAGACGCUAUUUCGCCACUCUGUGGUGGCCAGCUGUCGUAUGCCUCAGGUGCAGGGUAUAAGAUCCUGUGUGUUAUUCAGGGCUUGGUGGAUAUGUAUGUGCUCUCAGAGGGCAGUACCUAUAAAUGGGACUCAUGCGCCCCACAUGCCAUACUGCGCGCCCUUGGAGGGGGCAUCAGUGACCUCAGUCAGUGCCUUUCUGCUGUCAAGAAUGGCAAUAAGGACCUCAAGGCAGAACUGACCUAUAAUAACCCCCAUGCUGGGUGUGAGGGGGCUGAGAAAUGGGCAAACAAGGGGGGUUUAGUGGCGUAUUUGGACACUGAAGUUCUAACCAGAGUGGUUAAAGUACUUGCUGACAAAAUAUAA
Molecule: messenger RNA, 1312 nt
Organism: Clarias gariepinus (North African catfish)
Lineage: Eukaryota; Metazoa; Chordata; Actinopteri; Siluriformes; Clariidae
Gene: inpp1
Product: inositol polyphosphate-1-phosphatase
Exons: 6
Coding region: 170-1312 (380 amino acids)
Biological process (GO): phosphatidylinositol phosphate biosynthetic process
Molecular function (GO): inositol-1,4-bisphosphate 1-phosphatase activity
Source: RefSeq, a predicted model, not a curated record